AUGGGCCUCCUCGCUCAGGUCGCCGGCCCCAUAGGCGACUUCACCUCCACCGCAUCCCUCCCCGUCCUCGUCGCCGCUGGCCUCUCCUCCUUCAUUGUCCUCGCCGUGGUGCUGAACGUACUGAAGCAACUCCUGUUCAAAAACCCCAAUGAGCCGCCUUUGGUCUUCCACUGGUUCCCCGUCAUCGGUAACACCGUGACCUAUGGCAUGGACCCCUUCAAGUUCUUUUUCCAAAACAAGCAAAAGUAUGGCGACGUAUUCACCUUUGUUUUGCUUGGCAAAAAGAUGACCGUAUGCCUGGAUACCCGCGGGAACAAUUUCAUCUUGAACGGCAAAAUCAAGGACGUCAACGCCGAGGAAAUCUACAACCCGCUUACCGGCCCGGUGUUUGGCAAGGAUGUGGUCUACGACUGUCCCAACUCGAAGCUUAUGGAGCAGAAAAAGUUUGUCAAGUUUGGCCUUACCCAAGAUGCUCUCCGUUCCUACGUUACCCUCAUCACGGCCGAGGUGGAAGACUUUGUCAAGCGCCACAAGUCAUUCAAGGGUCAGAAGGGCACCUUCGACGUCCCCAAGGUCAUGGCUGAGCUCACCAUCUAUACUGCGUCCCGCUCCCUUCAAGGCGAAGAGGUUCGCAAAAUGUUCGAUUCUCAAUUCGCCGACCUGUACCAUGAUCUCGACAUGGGCUUCUCUCCCAUCAACUUCUCCUUCUCCUGGGCUCCACUCCCACACAAUCGCGCUCGCGACAACGCCCGCGAGACCAUGAUCAAGCUCUACUCUGAAAUCGUUCGACAGAGGAGGGCUGGUAAUGUCAAGAAAGAUAGCCACGAUAUGAUUUGGCACUUGAUGGAUUGCAAAUACAAAGACGGCACUCAAGUUCCUGAACACGAAAUUGCUGGUAUCAUGAUUGCGCUUCUGAUGGCCGGUCAGCACUCUUCCUCUUCCACAAUCUCCUGGAUCCUGCUCCGCCUUGCCACCAAACCCGAGCUUGUUGAGGAACUUCUUGCCGAACAAAAACAGGUCGUUGGCGAAGACCUACCUGCGCUCACUCAUGAUGACUUGUCCAGACUUCCUCUCCAUGCCCAGGUUGUUAAAGAGACCCUCCGUCUCCACGCCCCCAUUCAUUCCAUCAUGCGCAAAGUGAAGCAACCUCUCGUUAUCGAAGGUACCAAUUAUGUCGUUCCAACCGGUCGUACUUUGAUGUCAUCGCCAGGUGUCACCGCACAAAUGGAUAGCUAUUUUCCCAACUCCUCGGUAUGGGAUCCCCAUCGAUGGGAUGAGGGCGCAAACAAUUACGAGGACGAUGAGGAUGACGAAAAGAUUGACUACGGUUGGGGAACAGUCUCCAAGGGCACAAAGUCACCAUAUUUGCCUUUUGGUGCAGGGCGACACAGGUGCAUCGGCGAACAAUUUGCCUAUGUGCAGUUGCAAACCAUUCUGGCAGCCUUCGUUCGCGAGUUCAAAUUGAGGAAUGUGGGUGGUAGCCAGGAGAUUGUGGGUACAGACUACGCAUCGCUCUUCUCAAGGCCGCUGGCCCCUGGUAUCGUUGAAUGGGAGCGAAGAUCGAAGGCUUAAUGUAGUCCUGAAUAAUGAUGUGGAUGUGAUGCGACGCAUCAGCAAAAGACACUGUGCAAGUUCAC
Molecule: messenger RNA, 1637 nt
Organism: Periconia digitata
Lineage: Eukaryota; Fungi; Ascomycota; Dothideomycetes; Pleosporales; Periconiaceae
Source: the annotation of a GenBank genome assembly